UCAGAAUCGACCAAGGAGUCCACCGAAUUGUAGAUGCCUGAGGGUACUUUUAUCGUAGCUCAGCAUUAUGAUCUUUUGCAACAAGACGACACCAAAUGCCAAAUAUACUUUUACAACCGUCAUCUUGUGCAGAUCAUCAUCCUGCGUCUUGUAUUGAGGACCUUUAGGAGGUAUGGGAGUAUAAAAUGUCAUAACUACCUGGAGCAUUCAUGUUUCCUCUCUUGGCUUGAAUGCUUCAGACAUGCUACUUGGUCAGACCACCAUUAAUUACAUUCGAAGUGCAUGAGUUUCGUCCGAAUCAUCAAAAUCUGGCCGACGAAUGUGCACGAGCAGGAGAGUAGAGUUACACCAUCGGACAACUCUGAGUUUGGGUGCAUUAAGCUGUGCACUAGUCACACGGAUCACCUGACUGAAAUUCCGAUCGAGAUCAUCGUCUCGAAGACUUGAGACCUAGCUAGGCCUGAAAACGUUGAAGGUUGAUAAACUGAGCAAUCGCUGCAGCCGACAGCAAGAAUGGGCCUGAGCCAGAACCACUCGAUUCUACUCUUCGGAGCUGCUGUGUGCUUCUGCGUUGCGGGUGCCUUGAGUCUCCUUAUUGGCCACCCUCUCAUUCCUGGUGCUGGCCUUUCCAUCUGCGUGCCUGGUUUGAGCAUCCGGUGCGAGCCCGAUGAGAAUGGCGGACAGUAUGUGCGAUGUGGGCGGAAUCAGAAGGUGGAAGAUGUUCCUAAGGGCAAGAUUUGUUACAAAGGAGCACUAAUUUCCAGCGACAUGAGACUGCGCAGGUCGGCAUUGCUACCGAGCGACUGUCACAAAUCAAAGAGACUCAGAGGAAAUUCCACGAGAGAUUUUGACGUCAAAGCGUGCUCCUGCUCGGCGUUGUGCAGUGGGAAGAGUCAGUGUGUGUGCAUGUGCAAGUCCCAAUCGUGGACAAACGUCAAGUGCACGAACGGCAAGACUUACGCCAGUGUAGCUCACGGUGACUGCUGCUUGGGAGGAGCUGGUAGAUGCAGACAAGCUCUGGAAGGCUCCAGUGACGUCUCGUGGUCCUGGUGGACUGAGGGUGUAGAUUUCGCGCGCGUUCUGAUUCGAUCUUCUCUUCGACAGCUUUGUGACUUUCUACGCGACCACUUUACCUUUCCUCCUUCGCUGGAUGAAAAUUCCUGCUGCGACCGCUCGACCUCCAGCUGCAAUCAGUGCUAGGUAUGUGGUAGUCUCUCGUAGAUUAUCAUGUUUGUGCGAUAGAGUACCAGAACUCCACGGCAGUAAUAUUUCAUAGUAUCAAUUUCUUCUUUAUAGCCAUGUGAAGCUCUUAUCAGAGAAUGAGCCAGGUUUAUCGAUCCUAAAUCCCGCAAUAUUGGGCUCUGCAUAUUAGCGCUCUGGAAAACGAAUGAAAGAAAGAUUACGAGGAUAGAAAGAGAGCUUCGGUCAAACCGAAGAGGCCUACUCCUUUGUGAUUGCUAUGUCAUCAGCUGGGUUUAGCAAAGUACGCGACUGGAAAAGAUCGAUAGACUUGUAUGCAGUAACUUUUGCCAUCAAUUGUCAGCCAUGGGAUUGCCAGGUCAAUGUAUAGUUUUAGGAAAGUAGGUAGGUGGUAUGCAGGAUCCGGAUAUAGUUAAUGUACCUUAGUAAAAUCUGGAGAUGAAUUUUGCACUUUACUUAUGAGCAUGGAUUGUUCACACUGAUAGGCUCACCGGCCGUCAUGUAUGAAAAUAUUAUUUAAAAUUUGA
This is a messenger RNA of Marchantia polymorpha subsp. ruderalis, 1727 nucleotides long. Lineage: Eukaryota; Viridiplantae; Streptophyta; Marchantiopsida; Marchantiales; Marchantiaceae. The record is from the annotation of a GenBank genome assembly.